Eutrema salsugineum is the source of this 2298-nucleotide messenger RNA. Its product is annotated as microtubule-associated protein 70-4. Gene Ontology annotation, biological process: cytoskeleton organization. Bases 289 to 2109 code for a protein of 606 amino acids. The record is from RefSeq and is a predicted model, not a curated record. The transcript has 11 exons. Lineage: Eukaryota; Viridiplantae; Streptophyta; Magnoliopsida; Brassicales; Brassicaceae. Gene Ontology annotation, molecular function: microtubule binding.
AUUUAAAUCUCUCUCUAGCUUUCUCUCAGACAAAACUAAAAACCAAAAGCAAGUGUUUCUCUUUGGCGAUUUCAUAAACCCUAGCAUUUUGAUGAGUUACUAGUGCUCUCUUCGUUUUACUUUCUGCUUUGCGCCGAUCUUCGUAAUUGUGUUGCGAAAGGAUGGGUUUUGUGUGUCUAGGGGUAUCUUAGUCGAUUUUGCUGGUGUGUUGGAAACUUAGAACUUUAGCAUUUGGUUGAACUGGGAAAUUGGGAUUGUGGUGAGGAGCGAGGAUUGAGAUCGGAAAAAAUGGAGGAAAGAGGAGGAUAUAUGUCACCUUCAUUGACCGUAUCGUCGUCAUAUCGGGAAGGAGGAAGCAAGGGCUUAUCGCGACGGAGGUCGAUGAGGCCGAGCUUUGACGCGGAUAACGAGUUCAUAACCCUACUCCAUGGCUCGGAUCCCGUAAGAAUCGAGUUAAAUCGGCUGGAGAACGAAGUCAGAGAUAAGGAUCGGGAAUUAUCUGAAUCCCAAGCUGAAAUCAAAGCUUUGAGGUUGUCUGAACGGCAAAGAGAGAAGGCUGUUGAAGAGCUCACCGAAGAGUUGGGAAAGAUGGCGGCAAAACUUAAACUGAGUGAAAACCUUCUUGAGAGUAAAAAUCUUGAAAUCAAGAAAAUAAAUGAAGAAAAGAAGGCUUCCAUGGCAGCUCAAUUUGCAGCAGAAGCCUCUCUUCGUAGGGUGCAUGCUGCUCAAAAGGAUGAUGACAUGCCUCCAAUUGAAGCUAUUCUUGCCCCUUUAGAGGCUGAACUGAAGCUUGCGAGACAAGAAAUUGCUAAACUUCAAGACGACAACAAAUCACUUGACCGCCUUACCAAAUCAAAGGAAGCAGCUCUGCUUGAAGCUGAAAGGACAGUUCAGUCGGCACUGGCAAAGGCUUCAAUGGUUGAUGAUCUCCAGAAUAAGAACCAAGAAUUGAUGAAACAAAUCGAAAUUUGUCAGGAAGAGAAUAAAAUUAUAGACAAGAUGCACAGACAGAAGGUUGCAGAGGUUGAAAAGCUUAUGCAGAGUGUGGGGGAGUUAGAAGAAGCUGUUCUUGCUGGUGGUGCAGCCGCAAAUGCAGUGAGAGAUUACCAGAGGAAAUUUCAAGAAAUGAAUGAAGAGAGAAAAAUUCUUGAACGGGAAUUGGCCCGUGCUAAGGUUAAUGCAAACAGAGUUGCUACUGUAGUAGCAAACGAAUGGAAAGAUUCCAACGACCAAGUGAUGCCGGUAAGGCAGUGGCUCGAAGAACGGAGAUUCUUGCAGGGAGAAAUGCAGCAACUACGUGACAAACUUGCCAUAGCUGACCGAGCUGCAAAAUCUGAAGCUCAGCUGAAGGAGAAAUUUGUACUACGGCUUAGAGUGUUAGAAGAGAGUUUAAAGAGGCCUACAAGCAGCAGCAACAGAGGCACGCCUGGUGGUAGAAGCUCAAGCAACGGGCCUGCUCGAAGACAAUCCCUUGGUGGAGCCGAAACGAGUCCAAAAUUUACAUCAAAUGGUUCUUUGACCAAGAGAACGCCAAGUACUCAGUCGAGAUCAUUGACUCCUAGUGCCAGCACUAUAUUGAAGCAUGCUAAAGGAACAUCUAUAUCAUUCGAUGGGGGAACCAGAUCGUUGGAUAGAAACAAGGUGCUAAUAAAUAGACCGGGAUUGAAUAUUCCUUUGAACCACCAAUCUUCUGAAGGAACUUGCGGAGGCGAGUCGCCUAGCCCAAUAAAAGGGGAAGAAUCAGAUGGCAAGUCAACAAACAAUGAUAGCGUCUCAGGUGUCCUAUACGAUUUGCUGCAGAAAGAGGUCAUAACAUUAAGAAAAGCUGCUCAUGAGAAAGAUCAAAGCCUAAGAGACAAAGACGAAGCUAUUGAGAUGUUGGCCAAGAAGGUUGAGACAUUAACAAAGGCGAUGGAAGUUGAGGCAAAGAAGAUGCGAAGAGAAGUAGCUGUAAUGGGGAAAGAAGUUGCAGCCAUGCGCGUGGAUAAAGGACAACAAGAUAGUAAAUCCAGACGUCCGUCCUCCAUCUCUAAAGGAUCUUCAAACACUGCUCAAAUGCUCACUGGAAGAGUGUCUGGACGAAUUGGGAUGACGAGGAGCACACAAUGACAAGCUGAUUCCCCAAGCAUUUGGAUCAAUAACCGGUUGAUUUCUGUCCUUGUGCCAAAUUGAUAAACCAUCACUAGGAAGAGGGAUUGCAUUUGAAAGCUGAGCAUGUAAAGGAACAAAACCGAUUCGGUUUGGUGUAUAAAGAAAAUUGACUUUACUUGGCUAAUAUACCACGUGGUGAUUUUCUUA